CAUUUCUCUCUUCUCUUCUCCUCUCCUUAUCUCUCAUUUUCUUCUUCAUUCAUCUUUUUCUGUGUUCUUAUCAGAAAAAUAAUGUAAAGAAUCUCAACCUGAAAAAAAUGUCAAACAAGAGACUUAAUAUUGAAGAUCUCUGCUUCUCUGCUUGUGGAUUUAAACCUUACCCAAAAAGGUAAUCCAAGAUCUCAUUUCUGGUUUUGAAAAAAAAGAAGUUUUUUUUUUUUUUUUCUUUCUUCAGUAGACAAUGUAAAUCAGGUUAUACUUAAUGGAAUUGAUUGUUAAAGUACAGUAUUUCCCUCCUGUUUUUGGAGGAUUUCAGAAAACAUCAGUGUUUCAGGAUAUGGGUUUUGUUUAUAUUUAGGAUAUAUUAUUAGAAAGAUUGAUUUUUUUUAGGGAUUUAGAAAUAAGAGACACCCCAAAAUGAUGAUUUGGGGGUUUUUAGAUUUAGGGUUUGAAAAUAAAUCUGGUUUAAUUUCUUUGAUUCCAGAAGGUCUUUCUGGAACUGGGUUAGGCUUGGAAUUUCCUUUCAUCUAGGUUUUUCUUUGUUUUUUUUGUUCUUCAUCUGAUUAAGCAGAUUAAAAAUCACUUCUUGAAAAAAAUAAUUUGUUUGAUCUUUGUAUGUAAUUUUGUUGAUUGAUUGAUAAUGGUAUGAUGGAUCUAGGGUUUUGGUAAAAGGUUUUAUUGAUUUUUGUUGAUUGUUGUUUUGGUGGGACUGUUUAAUCCCACCAUUACUAGCAAGAAAAAACUCUGGUUCAAAGGAAAAUGACUGAAGCUCUUUUAAGAAGAACAUUGAUAAUGGAAAAUCACCAGCCAUCAACACUAUUAUCUAUGGAUUCACGUGUCGGUUCACACGAAGAAUUAGAUAGAGAGAUGAAUCGGCAGAUCAUUCUUUCACGGCCGCCUGAUAUUAAUCUGCCGUUGUCUGCUGAACCAAGCCCACCACCACCACAACUAUGGAAUCCUGAUAAUGAUAUCGUCUUAGAUGUUCAUCUAGGACCUCAAGCUUAUGAAACAGAAGCGUUACUCCAUUUACCGAAAGUUGUGCGGAAAUGUGCAAAGAGGGUUGAUAGCAUCUGGGGAGCUUGGUUUUUCUUUAAUUUCUAUUUCAAGCCUGUUUUGAAUGAGAAGUCCAAGGGGAAGAUUAGUAGAGAUGUGAAUGGUAUUUGUGGGUUUGAUAAAACGGAUCUCCAGCUCGACGUGUUCUUGGUUCAGCAUGAUAUGGAGAAUAUGUAUAUGUGGGUCUUCAAGGAAAGACCUGAGAAUGCGUUGGGGAAGAUGCAGCUGCGGAGUUACAUGAAUGGGCACUCUCGUCAAGGAGAGCGUCCGUUUCCGUUCAGUGUGGACAAGGGUUUUGUUCGAUCUCACAGAAUGCAGCGGAAACACUACAGGGGACUUUCUAAUCCACAGUGUGUUCAUGGAAUCGAGAUUGUGCGUUCGCCCAAUCUUAACUGUCUGAAUGAUGAAGAAAGGAAAAGAUGGAUGGAGCUCACUGGGCGUGAUAUGAACUUCUUGAUUCCUCACGAAGCCAGUGAUUUUGGGUCUUGGAGGAACCUUCCGAACACUGAUUUUGAGCUUGAGAGGCCUCCUGCGUCUAAGGCAGCUGCUGGUCAUCCUAAUCAGAGGAGAUUGCUUAAUGGGUCUGGUUUGAAUUUGGCAACGUCACCACCAAACCAGGCUAAUGGAGAUGCGAUGGAUCUUUCGCCAGUUAGUAACAAGCGGAGGAAGGAUUUCUUCCCUCAUGGAAGUGAUGACGACAAUUUGUCAAAUAAUGCUCCUGCUGAUCGUGUGCAAGUUAUGGAGAUCCACCCUGUUGAACCUACCUGGUUGAAUGGAUUUAAUGCGACGCAGAGGAAUAACACCCAUGGACCUGUUGCUGCAAAAACUAUAUAUGAGGAUGAAGAAGGUUAUUUGAUUGUUGUUAGCUUGCCUUUUACGGAUUUACAAAAGGUAAAAGUCUCAUGGAGGAACACUCUUACUUGUGGCAUCGUCAAGAUAUCAUGUGUUAGCACUGCAAGAAUGCCAUUUAUCAAACGGAACGACAGGACAUUCAAACUUGCAGAUCCAUCACCAGAGCACUGUCCACCAGGCGAAUUUGUUAGGGAAAUCCAGCUGGCAACACGAAUUCCAGAAGAUGCAAAGCUUGAGGCUUACUUUGAUGAGUCUGGAACGGUGCUGGAGAUCAUGGUGCCUAAACAUCGCGUUGGACCAGAAGAACAUGAGGUUCGUGUUUGUCUUCGACCUCAUCUUGGUACCAAUGACCUUCUAUUAACUUAAUAGAAUUAUUAUUUAAAUUUUAAGAACUGUAAGGCAGGAAGGGAUGAUCAAAAAUGGUUUGUAUUUUCAUUCUUUGCUAAAUUCAUACCAUAAAGUCGAUUAUUAAAUGGAAAUUUCAUCCUUUCAAUAUGUGUUCAUUGUCGUGCAUCUGUUCUUAUCUGUAUGGUAAUAUCUACAUGUUUGAAUUUGUCA
Molecule: messenger RNA, 2472 nt
Organism: Papaver somniferum (opium poppy)
Lineage: Eukaryota; Viridiplantae; Streptophyta; Magnoliopsida; Ranunculales; Papaveraceae
Exons: 1
Coding region: 769-2280 (503 amino acids)
Source: RefSeq, a predicted model, not a curated record